Messenger RNA from Abrus precatorius (Indian licorice), 1419 nucleotides. Its product is annotated as ammonium transporter 3 member 1-like. NCBI's taxonomy places the organism in Eukaryota, Viridiplantae, Streptophyta, Magnoliopsida, Fabales, Fabaceae. Gene Ontology annotation, cellular component: plasma membrane. The record is from RefSeq and is a predicted model, not a curated record. Gene Ontology annotation, biological process: ammonium transmembrane transport. The coding region runs from base 1 to 1419 and encodes 472 amino acids. The transcript is spliced from 3 exons. Gene Ontology annotation, molecular function: ammonium channel activity.
AUGGAGCUUUUGGCAGACGAGGCGAGUCCAGAGUGGUUGAACAAAGGAGACAAUGCAUGGCAAUUGAUGGCAGCAACAGUGGUGGGUCUACAAAGCAUUCCGGGGCUCGUAAUCCUCUAUGGAAGCAUGGUGAAGAAGACAUGGGCCAUUAACUCUGCCUUCAUGGCUUUCUAUGCCUUUGCGGCCGUUCUCAUUUGUUGGGUUGGGUGGGGUUUUCGCAUGUCAUUUGGCGAGAAAAUGGUUUUCUUCUUGGGGAAACCGGGGGUGGCGUUGGAUGAGAAGUUCCUUUUCGGGAAAGCUUUUUCGGGGCUCUUUCCUACGGCCACCAUGGUGUUUUUUCAGGGUGUGUUUGCUGCGAUCACUUUGAUUUUGAUAGCUGGUUCUUUACUUGGGAGGAUGAACAUUCGUGCGUGGAUGCUCUUUGUGCCACUUUGGGUUACUUUUUCGUACACUGUUACUGCCUUCAGUAUUUGGUGCCCCAACGGGUGGUUGGCGAAGCUUGGAGUUAUUGAUUUCUCUGGGGGAUAUGUUAUUCACCUCUCUGCUGGCGUUUCUGGUUUUACCGCAGCUUAUUGGGUGGGUCCACGAUCGGAGAAGGACAGAGAAAGCUUCCCAUCAAACAACAUGAUUGUGGUGCUUGCAGGCGCAGGCCUGCUUUGGAUGGGUUGGAGUGGGUUCAACGGUGGAGGUCCCUUCGUGGUGAACACGGUGGCAUCUCUCGCCGUCCUUAACACACACGUGUGCGCUGCCACUAGCAUCAUCGUCGGGGUCCUACUUGACACUUUCUACUUCCGCAAGCCCACUGUGUUUGGCGCCGUACAAGGCAUGAUCACUGGCCUCGUUUGCAUCACACCUGCCGCAGGAGUAGUACAAGGGUGGGCAGCAAUCUUAAUGGGCUUGAUCUCAGGAAGCAUUCCCUGGUACACAAUGAUGGUAAUCCAUGAUAAAGUCUCCUUCUUGAAGCAAAUCGACGAUCCCAUGGCGGUGUUCCACACCCACGCCAUAGCCGGUGCUCUUGGUGGCAUUCUCACGGGCCUCUUAGCAGUGCCUAAACUGUGCCGUCUCUUCUACAUGGUGCCAGAUUGGGAAAAAUACAUUGGUCUCGCCUAUGCCCUCCAUGAUGGUGCAACUCAUGCGGGUUUAAGACAAAUGGCCAUCCAAGUUGGAGCCAUUGUUUUUGUGAUUUGCUUCAACUUUGUUACAACCACCUUGAUUUGCUUGCUUGUGGGCAUCAUAGUACCACUCAGGCUUGACACCGAUGUAUUACAAAUAGGUGACAAGGCAUUGCAUGGAGAGGAGGCUUUCGCCUUGUAUGGUGCAAAUUUUGAGAACCUGAAGCGCAAUAAAAUUUAUGAUACUCAAGAUGUUUCAUACAGUAUUAGCGAGUCAAGGUCAUUUGGCCAGAUUCAAAUGGCAUAG